Halteromyces radiatus is the source of this 966-nucleotide messenger RNA. Its product is annotated as proteasome subunit alpha type-4. Bases 125 to 886 code for a protein of 253 amino acids. The record is from RefSeq and is a predicted model, not a curated record. Lineage: Eukaryota; Fungi; Mucoromycota; Mucoromycetes; Mucorales; Cunninghamellaceae. The transcript is spliced from 4 exons. Gene Ontology annotation, cellular component: nucleus; proteasome core complex, alpha-subunit complex; proteasome core complex. Gene Ontology annotation, biological process: ubiquitin-dependent protein catabolic process.
AAAAAAAAAAAAAAAAAGAUUUUUUGAAGGGCGCGCGUUCCUUUUUCCUUUACGUAUUAUUCCCUUUUUUUCUUUUUCUUUUUUAUUUUUUUCUUUCUCUUAUUUAUUCUUUAUUGAUCAAAACAUGUCUCGAAGAUACGAUUCAAGAACUACUAUUUUCUCACCUGAAGGUCGUCUUUAUCAAGUCGAAUAUGCCAUGGAAGCCAUCUCUCAAGCAGGCAUUGCCCUAGGUAUUCUUGCCACUGAUGGUAUUGUCAUUGCAGCUGAAAAGAAGGUGACUUCCAAGUUAUUAGAACAAACGGCAUCCUCUGAAAAGAUUUACAAAUUAAACGAUAAUAUGAUUUGUGGUGUAGCUGGGAUUACUGCCGAUGCUAAUAUUUUGAUCAACUGGACACGCGCUAGUGCACAAAGAUAUUUGUUUUCUUACAAUGAAGAUAUUCCAGUAGAACAAUUAGUACAACGUUUAUGUGAUUUGAAGCAAGGUUAUACACAAUAUGGUGGGCUUCGUCCUUUUGGUGUAUCAUUUAUUUUUGCAGGAUAUGAUGAACAUUAUGGAUUCCAAUUGUAUCAUUCCGAUCCUUCUGGUAAUUAUGGUGGUUGGAAAGCAACUUGUAUCGGUGCCAAUAAUGCAAGUGCUCAAAGUAUCUUGAAACAAGAUUACAAGGAAUCAAUGAAUCUGGAAGAAGCAAAGGCUUUGGCUAUCAAGGUAUUAAGUAAAACCAUGGAUAGUACAACCCUUACAAGUGAAAAAUUGGAAUUUGCAACGAUUCAACGCAAAGACAACAAAGUACAAUAUGAUCUUUAUAAGCCUGCCGAAAUCGAUGCUUUAUUGAAAGAACAAAAUGUGGGGGCUGAUGCACAGGAUGAACAACAACAACAACAAUAAGAUAAUAUCUUUUUUUUUUAUUUUAUUUUUGAUACAACAACCAAUAAAGAAAUCAUUGACUUUUUUUUUUGUAUAUUCAA